AUGGCCAUUGAACCAGAUAUUUUAUCAAAACUGCCUUUUUGGAAAAAAUUGAGAAGACAAAUAUUAUUAAAAGUAGUCCACGACAAUUUUUUUGAGUAUGACGAGUGUUUUGUGCCAACUAAUAUUGUCCAUUCUGCUCAAAAGAAGAAUAUUGCUGAUAUUCGUGAAGAGGAUCGUGAAACUGUCCUUUUUGACCAUUUUUUGAUCAACUGCAGACGAGGAAUGAAUACUCCAUUUAUUCAAUGUGUUCAAGCAGAAAACAAAAUUAUUUGGUUUUGGUCUGAUGAUUUUUUUAAAAAACAAAAUGCCAAUUUGUGUCGAUGGUUGGAUGAUUGUUUUAGAAUGGCUACAACUUUAUUUGAAUUACAAUUGAUUACUACACGUCUUCGAAAUGACAAAACUCGUGGUUACAUGAUCAACGUAUUCUGCUCCUUUGUCAUUCGUUUUCUUCGUAAAAAUGUUUUUGAUCCAUUGGAUGAAUUAUACAAAAUGGAAGGAAAGAAUUUGCUUACAUUACAGAAAUGUUGUAUGGAUUUACACGCAAAAUUUUUGAAGCCUCUCUUUAGGAUUGCAAAUCAAAUUGAAAAGGAGGACAUAAUUGGCGGAGAAUUUAUCAACUUUUUAUUUGAUCAAAAAUCCCUACACGAAAAUCGUUUUUUAACUUCCAUUUUGGAUGAUAUAAUUUCUUUGUCAAUUGAAAGAUAUUACCAAAUAAUUGUUGAAUGGGUAUCUUCAUGUACUUUAGCUUUAGAUGUUGGACAUGAAUUUUUUAUUUGGGAUUUGAGAAAACAAAAUGUGGUUGAUCGGUCUAGUUUUGAUGUAACGGGGAAAUUGGAUUGGUCGGAGUAAGUGUUUUUUUGAAAAUUUUUUUUAAUUUUCUGAAGGUCUGGAAAUAAAAUUUUUUGGCAUGUA
Molecule: messenger RNA, 912 nt
Organism: Meloidogyne enterolobii
Lineage: Eukaryota; Metazoa; Nematoda; Chromadorea; Rhabditida; Meloidogynidae
Source: the annotation of a GenBank genome assembly